AUGGAAACGGCAACCAGCAGCCAGUCGAGUUGGUCCACCGAGUGGUCGCAUCUCGGAUUGUCCCGCUCGGCUUGCCUUUCACCUCUUGUGGUUUAUAUCGACCCAAAGGAUUUAAAGACAAUUGAAAACAGGAGGACGACACAGCGCCUGAGAGGUAACAUUUCAACAGAGCCUGUUUGUCAACUUCUCAUCGUGGUCCAAGCAUGACGGAGGUGGCGCAGGUUGCGGCUGUAGUCGCUCACGACAUGGAGGAUGUCACGAAUGAAGAUGAGCACAACGUGAGCGACGCAGAAAACAAGGAAGAUGAUAUGACACACGAAGAAGAUGUUGUUAACGAAGACGAUGCGGCCGAGGAGAAAAGUGAGGAGACGUCGCACGUGGAGGAUAAAAAGAUUUGCAGUGAGAAUGAUGAAGAGACUGACAAGGGACACAUGAACGGUGUGGAACACGAAGAGAAGGACGACAGAUCAACGGUUAACGGUGUAGAACAGGAUGGAGAGACGAAGGAGGAUGCACAACCGGACACAAAUGAAGACCAGGAUAUUUCUGAUUUGGCACUUAAGAAAAAGAAACUCCUCCGAUCCAGAAAGCCGGUGGCCAGAAGCUACGUGCCAAAGGAGAACAAAGACAAGGGGGAUGUGAAGAAUAAGUUUGAGGCCAUGCAGAAGGCCAGGGAGGAGCGCAGCAGGCAGAGGAACAACGAGGAGCAGCAGAAGAGGAAGGAGCAAUACAUCAAGGAGCGAGAGUGGAAUCGCAGGAAGGAGCAGAUAAAAGAACUACUCGCUUCAAGUGAUGAGGAAGAAGAGGUGAAGCCAACAAAGGUGGAAAAAUCCUACGUCCCCAAAAUCACAGGUAGUGUGAAGGGGAAGUUUGCUGAAAUGGAAAAACAAAGACAAGAGGUAGAAAGGAAGAGGAUGGAAGGAGAGAGGAAGAAGAGGGAAGCCCAGGACAAUUUGGAAAAAGCCAAAAUAAAGAAAGAAUUGGCUCAGAAAGCAGCUGAGGAAGGAGAUGACACAAUCCUUGUGCGGGUGGUUCCAGCGAAGUCAUCACGACCUCCAGGUAGAAUCAAGUUGAACUUCGAAGACAUGGAGAAGAAUCGAGAGGAGGAACUGCAGAAGAAGGCAGAAGAAGAGAAGAAGAGACGAUACGAUGAAAACAGACGCUCCUUCAGGGAUGCCAAGCGACGCUCGGUUGUUCAAGAGGACGAAGAAGAGAAGCCUUCAGAGAAGGCAUCGGUGACUCCUGGGAAGCUGAAGAUGACAUUUGAGGAGCUGGAGAAGGACAGACAGGAACAGAGAAAGAAGCAGGCUGAGGAGGAAGCCAAACGCCGCCUGCUAGAAGAGAAGAAAGCUUUUGAGGAGGCCAGGCUGGGAAUGGGAGAAGAUGAGGAGGGCGCUCAGCCAGGUCAGGAAGACAAGGAGGAGUUCCGACCUGGAAAACUGAGGUUGAGCUUUGAAGAGCUGGAAAGGCAAAGGGUUGAAGAAGAGCGCAAGAAAGCAGAGGAUGAGGCCAAGAGACGAAUGGAGGAGGAGAGAAGAGCUUUUGCUGAAGCCAGGAAGAGCAUGCUUGUAGAUGAGGAUGAUGAGGUGCUGAUGGCUCUACUGAACCUGGAGGGCAGUAAGCCUGGGAAGAUAUGCGCUAGUUUUGAGGAUCUGGAACGCCAGAGAAGAGAAGAGGAACAGAAGAAGGCAGAGGAGGAGGCCAAGAGGAGACUGGAAGAGGAGAAGAGGCUCUUUGCUGAGGCCCGCAAGAGCAUGGCACUAGAUGAGGAAGAAGGGAUGGUGAAGAGUGAAUCUCAGGAAGCACUGCACCCUAGAAAACUGGAAAUCAACUUUGAAGAGCUACUGAAAGAGAAGGAGGAGGCUGAGAGAAGACGCAAGGCAGAGGAACGCAAAAAGAAAAUGGAGCAGGAGAAGCAGGAAUUUGAACAACUCAGACAAGAGAUGGGCGAGGACGAAGUGAAUGAAAGCUCGGAUGUUGUCAGCAAAGAGUAUGAAGAAUUGACCAAGCUCAAGAGGACUGGCUCCAUCCAGGCCAAGAACCUCAAGUCCAAAUUUGAGAAGAUCAAGCAACUGACUGAAGAGGAUAUUCAGAAAAAGAUUGAAAUGGAGAGAGCACGCAGGAAGGCCGUUGAUGAUGAAAUUAAAGAGAGAGAAGCUGAGAGGUUCCAGGAGGAGGAUGACGAAGGAGAAACAACUCCAGCGAGAGCCGACGAGUCGCCAUUCAAACAGAAGGUGGAUAUGCGAGCCCGAUUUGAACAAAUGGCCAAAGCCAGAGAAGAUGAGGAGAGGAGGAGAAUAGAGGAGCAGAAGCUGCAGAGAAUGCAGUUUGAGCAGCAAGAGAUUGAUGCUGCCCUCCAAAAAAAGAAGGAGGAUGAUGUGGAGGAUGAAGGUAGCAUCAUCAACGGCUCUGCAGCCUAUGAAGAUGAGGAAGAUCAUGCCAGGUCGGGGGCUCCGUGGUUUAAAAAGCCCCUUAAAAAUCAAUCGGUGGUGGACUCGGAGCCAGUGCGGUUCACCGUUAAGAUCACAGGGGAGCCAAAGCCUGAAGUGACCUGGUGGUUCGAGGGAGAGAUGCUCCAGGACUGUGAGGACUAUCAGUAUAUAGAGAGAGGAGAGACGUACUGCCUCUACCUGCCAGAGACCUUCCCAGAGGACGAAGGAGAGUACAUGUGCAAGGCUGUGAACAGCAGAGGCACAGCCGCAAGUACCUGCAUCCUCACAAUAGAAACUUAUGACUACUGAUGCCCUUCCAUGUUCUGGAAACUUUCCCUGUUGUCUCUCACUCCUUUUAUAAAAACCUCGUUCCUCAUGGUAUGACACAGCAGAGGGAAGAACAUAGCAGUAUGCUUGGCAUUCCUAAGGGAGGGAUACACAACACAAAAAAAAUUAUUCAAGAUGUUGUUUACGUAUUGCUCAAAUGUAAAGCUGCACUUAGAGUAGCAUGAUACCUGUGCCAAAAACAGAUUCUUGUUUGUUCUUGCUCAAAACCAACUUCGAUGCCAGGCCCUUACAAUAUUUGUGAUACCAGCAAUUUUUAAAUAUAAUAUUACUGUGUUGUAAAUAUCACACUUUAUGGUCCAUACUUGGCAAACAUUAUGCUUAAUGCAUUUAAAUGUAAAAAAUAAGAUGUCCUCAUAUACUAAUUUUAAAGAACAAGAUACAGGAAAAUCAGUAAAACAUAUUACAUGUUUGCUUGGGUAUUCUACUACUGCUCAACAAAUAUAAAUAAGCAUGUUGAUUUCUGUACUCUUUGCCAUAUUACUAAAUGGUAUUGUGAUACUUGGCUGGUAUUGCUGUCUAUCGAGGGGUAACAUGCUAGUCAUCACUUAAUUGGUAAUCCACAGUAAGGUGUCCGUUGACAGUGAUAUGCCAUUAUAAUGGCAGUUGCAUUUUGCAGGAACAAAGCAAUUUGAAAUCAAGGAUUUUCAGUUAAACUCUUUAGAUUAAGUGUUUUUAAACUGCAGCAUCUAAAAACCAAUAAUAUGUAGAUUUUUCAUGUACCAACCCCCCUUUUUCUUUUUGAGUUAAAUGUAAUACUCUUGAUACAAUUGUCAUAAUUCAGUUGUGCUGGACAGUAGGUAACCGUUUUAUUGUUUGAAAAUGAAGAAAACAUAGGUUAGCCUGAGUAUUUGUCAUAUAUUAUAAAUGAAAAUGUUUUAAUAAAAAUGAACAAAAAUAAAAUAAAAAAA
Molecule: messenger RNA, 3688 nt
Organism: Morone saxatilis (striped sea-bass)
Lineage: Eukaryota; Metazoa; Chordata; Actinopteri; Moronidae
Gene: nexn
Product: nexilin (F actin binding protein)
Exons: 14
Coding region: 204-2741 (845 amino acids)
Biological process (GO): axon guidance; homophilic cell-cell adhesion; dendrite self-avoidance
Cellular component (GO): axon; plasma membrane
Molecular function (GO): cell-cell adhesion mediator activity
Source: RefSeq, a predicted model, not a curated record